GUAAUGCUUGCUCUGACUGUAUCGGCAGCCACACUGCUCGCACGGUCUUUUCAAAGGAGCGGACUAAACGAAAACCUCCGAGUUGCCUCGACUCACGUUCCCCAAAACUCCGCCCUCGCAUUUAUGUCAAGAAACAUUUAACUCGAGUCGUCGUCACAGCUCCAAAAAACACCGGGGAAUAUAGACAAUUCAAGUGAAGCGGCGACCGCCACGUAGGCUACAGUGUGGGGAAAAGGAGUUUACCUGUGUUGUUGUAAAACAUGUUAGACCCGUCCUCCAGCGAAGACUCGGGUGGAGAAAUUGACGAGGACACUGAAGUUCCAAAAGACUCCACAAAAAAGCCUUCGACUUCCUCGGGGCAAGGUGGUAAACAUAAACGACCACCUGCGGACCAACCACAAGCCGAAAGUCCUUCUGCCGGAGACGAGCAGAAAAAUGAGAAAGAAAGACUUCAGAAAGAGGAAGCUGAGCGGAAAAGUAAACUACAGAUUUAUGUAUUUGUGUUGCGAUGUAUAGCAUACCCUUUCAAUGCCAAACAACCCACGGAUAUGGCACGCAGGCAACAGAAGCUUAAUAAGCAGCAGCUGCAGGCGGUGAAGGAUCACUUCCUGGCCUUCCUGAACGGGGAGACACAGAUCGUGGCGGACGAGGCCUUCUGCAAUGCUGUGCGCAGCUACUACGAGGGUUUUCUGAACAGUGAGCGGGUAUCCAGGAUGGUGCAGAGUGGCGGCUGCUCAGCCUGCGACUUCCGUGACGUCUUCAAGAAGAACAUUGAGCGCCGGGUGCGCAGCUUGCCCGAGAUCGACGGCCUGAGCAAAGAGACAGUGCUGAGCUCCUGGAUCGCCAAGUACGACGCCAUCUACAGGGGGGAUGAGGACCUACGACGCCAGCCCCAGAGGAUGCACCUCAGUGCCGUGUCCGAGUUGAUACUCAGUAAGGAGCAGCUGUACGAGAUGUUCCAGCUGAUUCUGGGCAUCAAGAAGUUUGAGCACCAGCUGCUGUACAACGCCUGUCAGCUGGACAAUGUGGACGAGCAGGCAGCCCAGAUCCGCCGGGAGCUGGAUGGACGACAACAGCUGGCAGAGAGGGUAGCCAAGGAGAGAAAGUACCCCAAGUUUGUGUCCAAAGACAUGGAGGCCAUGUACAUCGAGGAGCUGCGCUCGUCUGUCAACCUGCUCAUGGCCAACCUGGAGAGCCUACCUGUGGCUAAGGGAGGUCCCGACUUCAAACAGAAGCUCAAACGCUCCACCAUGAACAACUCCUUCCUGGACAUGGGCGAGGAGACCGAAUUCCUCUCCAAGUCUGAUGUAGUCCUCUCCUUCACACUGGAGAUAGUGAUAGUGGAAGUGCAGGGCCUGAAGUCUGUGGCUCCUAACAGGAUUGUGUACUGCACCAUGGAGGUGGAGGGGGGGGAGAAACUGCAGACAGACCAGGCGGAAGCCUCCAGACCACAGUGGGGCACUCAGGGGGACUUCAUGACGACGCACCCGUUACCAAUGGUCAAAGUCAAGCUGUUCACAGAGAGCACAGGGGUACUAGCUCUGGAAGACAAGGAGCUGGGACGGGUGAUCCUGAACCCCACCACCAACGGACCCAAGCAGGCUGAGCUUCACAAGAUGGUGGUGUCAAAGAGCAGUCAGGACUCAGAGCUGAAGAUCAAACUAGCCGUCCGCAUGGACAAACCCCCCAACAUGAAGCACAGCGGGUACCUUUAUGCUUUGGGACAGAGAGUUUGGAAACGUUGGAAAAGAAGAUAUUUGGUUCUUGUCCAGGUCAGCCAAUACACCUUUGCAAUGUGCAGCUACAGAGAGAAGAAGUCUGAGCCCCAUGAACUGAUGCAGCUAGAAGGCUACACUGUGGACUACUCCGACCCCCAGCCUGGUCUCCAGGGCGGUCGAGUCUUCUUUAGUGCUGUCAAGGAGGGUGACCUGGUUGUGUUUGCCAGUGAUGACGAGCAGGACCGGAUGCUGUGGGUUCAGGCCAUAUACCGCGCCACGGGCCAGUCAUACAAACCAGUUCCACCCACCCAGAUCCAGAGACAGAACUGCAGAGGAGGGAACCCCCAGCCAGACGCACCAAUCUCACUGCUCAGUCUGGAUCGCUCUCAGAGGCAGGGGGUAGAGGAUCUGAUCUCUGCGGUGCCCUGUCGUUUCGACCACGCCGCCUUGUUCCCCAUGCUGCAGAAACGGACCCUACAGCACCGGAUGAAUGACUCCUUCUCCUGCCUGGGAUGGUUCAGUCCAGGUCAGGUGUUUGUGCUAGAUGAGUACUGCGCCCGCUACGGUGUGAGGGGCUGCCACCGCCACCUCAGCUACCUCCGGGACCUGAUGGACUACUCUGAGAACAACACCCUGGUCGACCCCACCCUUCUACAUUACAGCUAUGCCUUCUGUGCCUCCCACAUCCAUGGCAAUAGGCCGGAUGGAAUAGGCACAGUCACUGAGGAAGAGAGAGAACAGUUUGAGGACAUAAGAAGCCGUCUCCUGAGUCUAUUGGACAACCAGAUCAUCCAUUUUAGGUACUGUUUCCCCUUUGGCCGACCAGAUGGUGCCCUCAAAGCGACGCUCUCCCUGCUAGAAAGGGUUUUGAUGAAGGACAUUACCACUCCGGUUCCUCCUGAGGAGAUGAAGAAGAUGGUCAAAAAAUGUCUGGAGAAAGCUGCCCUUAUCAACUACUCCCAGCUGACCCAUUACGCUCAGAUCGAGGCUGAUGCUCAGGCUGCCCCGGAGAAGAGAUUGGAGGACAUGAUGCGACUGGGAGAACUUUGUAUUGAGGUCCUGCAGCAGAAUGAUGAGCACCAUUCCGAGGCAUUCUCGUGGUGGCCGGAGAUGAUGGCGGAGCAUGCAGAGACCUUCCUGUCUCUCUACACCGUCGACAUGGAUGGUGCUCUACAAGUCCAGCCCGUUGACUCAUGGGAUAGCUUUCCCUUAUUCCAGCUGCUUAACAACUUCCUGCGUUGUGACCCUCACCUGUGCAAUGGCAUGUUCCACAAACACCUGCAGGACCUGUUCAUCCCGCUGGUGGUGCGCUACAUAGACCUUAUGGAAUCCUCCAUCGCCCAGUCCAUCCACCGCGGCUUCGAGCAGGAAACCUGGCAGUCCGUCAAUAACGGCUCAGCAACCUCAGAGGACCUCUUCUGGAAGUUGGAUGCCCUCCAGAUGUUUGUCCUGGACCUGCACUGGCCCGAGCCAGAGUUUGCCAAACACCUGGAGCAGAGGCUGAAGCUCAUGGCCAGCGACAUGAUGGAGGCUUGCGUCAAAAGAACGAAAGCCGCCUUCGACUCCAAGAUGCAGAAGGCCAGCAAGUCAACGGACUUCCGGGUGUCGCUGUCGGUGUGCACCAUGUUCAACAUGCUAAUGGACGCCAAGAAGCAGUGCGCCAAACUCUGUGUGCUGGACUCCGAUCAAGAGAUUGACAAACAAUGGCAACAGUACCAUUCGAAAAUCGAUGUCCUGAUCGAUGAUGCGUUUAAAGACAUGAUUUCCUCCAUGGUCACAAAGUUUGCUGGAGUUUUAGACGGUGUUCUCGCCAAACUCUCCAGAUAUGACGAAGGGACAUUCUUUUCCUCUAUCCUAUCUUUCACGGUGAAAGCAGCUGCCAAGUAUGUGGAUGUGCCUAAGCCAGGGAUGGACCUGGCUGAUACCUAUAUAACGUUUGUGCGGCAGAACCAGGACAUUCUGCGAGAUCGCGUCAACGAGGAGAUGUACAUUGAGAAGCUGUUUGACCAAUGGUACACCAGCUCCAUGAAGGGGGUGUGUGCGUGGCUGACAGACAGACUGGACCUUCAGCUCCACAUGUACCAGCUGAAAACACUCAUCAAGAUGGUCAAGAAGACCUACCGAGACUUCCGGCUCCAAGGAGUCCUGGAUGGAACCCUGAACAACAAGAGCUAUGAGACCGUCUACAACCGCCUCACCGUAGAGGAGGCCACCAUGGCGGUCAAGGCCGGCGACGGUCUCCAAGGCAUCACCAUGAGGGACAGUGAUGAGGAGGAUGGGUGAACCUCUCCCUAUAGCGCCAAGUCUGGUAGCCCUCGCAUAUAGACUGAAAUGGGAAGUGUGCAUGUAGGUGUACAGGAGAUGGGAGGGGUGGAGAUUACGUGUGUGUGUGUGUGUGUGUGCAACAGAAGGAGAUGGAGGGCUUGUAGAACACACACUUAAGUCUAUGAUGAAAACAAUCUAUCGUUGUGAUCCCCCCUCCCCCACUUACUCCAGUAGUGGCUACCUUCACAGCCAUAAUGAUAAUGAUGUCAGUACAGCUCAGUGGUCGCCAACUGGUAGCCUUCAGUGCAGUUUCCAUUUGUUUAUUUAAUUUGUUUGUUGGUUUCUUUGUACUUUAUUUUAAUAGUGAUGUAGAUCAAGAAAAAAGAAACAAGUUGUGUUCUUAUGGUUACCUAGAUACAAUCAUGCCAAUUGAAACAGGUUUCAGAGGUCUCGCCAAUUGCAGGUCCAUUCUGUGGUAAAUGUACAAAGUGCAUUGUGAGGACAUGAGUACAUUUCAGGGUGCUUAUGAGGACAUUGAGGUUGUUCUUACAUAAUCACCCUGAAAGAGCGAUGAUACAGCCAAUAUACAUAUAUUUAUGCUCUACUGUAUGAAUGUAAUGCAUUGGCUAAAGUGCUACAUUGUCAUUUAAUGUAUUUAGGCUAUGCUUGAGUGUGUUAUUGUUCACAAGAGUUGGACACAAUAUACAUUCAAAGCUGUGUCCAAUAGGCUAAAGCUGAUUGAUAGAGUGAAUUAUGUUUUGAAUCUGAAUUGAUGUCUUAACUGUAAUAUUUCAAUGAGUUUGUGGAGUUCAAAGACAAAACGAAUGGGCAACAAUAUAGGAAAUAUAUUUCUAUUGUCUUCUGUGCACCUGUUUUUAUUCAGGUGUGAAUGUUCUAAGUGUUAGAAUUAAAGUGUUUUUAAAGCAA
Messenger RNA from Salvelinus namaycush (lake trout), 4910 nucleotides. Its product is annotated as calcium-dependent secretion activator 2-like. Gene Ontology annotation, cellular component: glutamatergic synapse. The record is from RefSeq and is a predicted model, not a curated record. Lineage: Eukaryota; Metazoa; Chordata; Actinopteri; Salmoniformes; Salmonidae. The transcript is spliced from 28 exons. The coding region runs from base 261 to 4001 and encodes 1246 amino acids. Gene Ontology annotation, biological process: positive regulation of exocytosis; synaptic vesicle exocytosis; dense core granule exocytosis.